GUUAGUUUGUUUUCGUUAAUAUUUAGUCCUUUAAUUAUUACGCCUUUUAGAUACUAAUUAAAAGAAAAAUGUCUCGUGUUCUUGUUGGCGUUAAGAGAGUUAUCGACUAUGCUGUAAAAAUUCGUGUGAAGCCAGACAAGUCUGGUGUAGUCACAGAUGGGGUGAAGCACUCAAUGAAUCCUUUUGAUGAGAUAGCAGUAGAGGAGGCUGUUCGAAUGAAAGAAAAAAAGUUAGCAAGCGAAGUCAUUGCAGUCUCUUGUGGACCAUCACAAGCACAGGAAACUCUCAGAACUGCUCUUGCGAUGGGUGCAGAUCGAGCUAUUCAUGUUGAAGUGGCUGGGGCUGAAUAUGACACAUUACAGCCCAUUCAUGUUGCAAAAAUCUUAGCAAAACUGUCACAAGAUGAGAAGGCAGACUUAGUUAUUGUUGGCAAACAGGCCAUAGAUGAUGACUCCAACCAGACAGCACAGAUGACUGCUGCUUUAUUAGAUUGGCCACAAGGAACAUUUGCAUCAAAGAUAGAAAAGACUGAUGGUGCUCUAACUAUAACCCGUGAAAUUGAUGGAGGUUUAGAGGUUAUCAAGACAAAAAUCCCAGCUGUACUGAGUGCUGAUCUGCGACUGAAUGAACCACGAUAUGCUACACUGCCUAACAUCAUGAAAGCAAAGAAGAAGCCUCUCAAAAAAGUAAGUGCCAAAGACCUUGGGGUGGACCUGGCACCUCGUAUCAAGGUGGUCUCUGUGGAAGAUCCUCCAGUCCGACAGGCUGGCUCCAUCAUACCUGAUGUCGACACUCUCGUUGCUAAGCUUAAGGAAGGCGGACAUGUGUAAUCGUAAAUCGAACUUUUAAUUUAUCAAUAGUGAAAAAUCAUAGGGAACAUUUUUAUAUUAAAUGUUUAUAGAAUCAUGUUUUAUGUAUAUUGUUAAUGUAAUU
Messenger RNA from Bombyx mori (domestic silkworm), 933 nucleotides. It is a transcript of the gene Etfb, whose product is annotated as electron-transfer-flavoprotein beta polypeptide. The transcript is spliced from 6 exons. Gene Ontology annotation, molecular function: electron transfer activity. The record is from RefSeq and is marked provisional. Gene Ontology annotation, biological process: fatty acid beta-oxidation using acyl-CoA dehydrogenase; amino acid catabolic process. Gene Ontology annotation, cellular component: mitochondrion. Bases 69 to 830 code for a protein of 253 amino acids. NCBI's taxonomy places the organism in Eukaryota, Metazoa, Arthropoda, Insecta, Lepidoptera, Bombycidae.